Messenger RNA from Leptopilina heterotoma, 988 nucleotides. It is a transcript of the gene SmB, whose product is annotated as small nuclear ribonucleoprotein-associated protein B. Gene Ontology annotation, biological process: mRNA splicing, via spliceosome. NCBI's taxonomy places the organism in Eukaryota, Metazoa, Arthropoda, Insecta, Hymenoptera, Figitidae. Gene Ontology annotation, molecular function: RNA binding. Bases 159 to 809 code for a protein of 216 amino acids. The transcript is spliced from 3 exons. Gene Ontology annotation, cellular component: catalytic step 2 spliceosome; U4/U6 x U5 tri-snRNP complex; U5 snRNP. The record is from RefSeq and is a predicted model, not a curated record.
UGUAGAGUUGAUAUAAUACUAUGUCGGAAGUGAAACGUUUUAGGCGUGCAUUACCGGUCUUAGUUUUAAAGUGAAAAUAUUCCUAUAUCUAAUAAAUCCUAUUAAUUUUUUAAAUUAAAAAAUAAUAACUUUUAAAUUAAGGAAAAGAAACCGCAAAAAUGACGAUCGGAAAGAACAAUAAGAUGCUGCAGCACAUCAACUACAGAGUGCGAAUUAUCUUACAAGAUUCUCGCACUUUUAUUGGAACCUUUAAAGCUUUUGACAAGCAUAUGAAUUUAAUUCUUGGUGAUUGCGAGGAAUUUCGUAAAAUUAAACCAAAAAAUACGAAACAACCAGAAAGGGAGGAGAAGCGAGUUCUUGGUUUUGUGUUAUUGAGAGGAGAGAAUAUAGUGUCUUUGACAGUGGAAGGACCUCCUCCUCCAGAAGAGGGUUUACCGAGAGUGCCAAUUCCGGGCGCGGCACCUGGGCCAGGAAUGGGCAGAGCUGCUGGUCGGGGAAUGCCGGCAAACGUUGCUGGUAUUCCAGCUGGAUUGCAGGGACCAGUGCGGGGAGUCGGUGGUCCUUCACAACAAAUUAUGACACCCGGAGGAAGAGGACAAGUGUCCGCACCUCCACAGAUGCAUCCUGGCGCUCCACCUCGAAUGCCUGUCGGCGGACCACCCCCUGGAAUGAUGGGUCCUCCACCCGGCAUGAUGGGUAUGCCGCCAGGAAUGCCUCCAAUGGGCCGAGGUGGACCUCCAAUGGGUCCCCCCAUGAGAGGGCCACCACCUGGAAUGAUGCGUGGUGGACCACCCCCAAGACCAUAUUAACUGUAAUUAUCAACAACUUUUUCUUUUUGUUUGUUCAAGUCAAUAAAACUUACAAUUAAGAAUAAUAUGAAGAAUUACAAAGCAAUAACUUUAUUUUCACACUAGCUUAAAGAUUUAUAAUUUUGAUACAUUUUCACAAUGUAAUUAAAAAGUUAUAUACAAUAUGAUUGAAGAAUGUA